AUGCCUUCUUUUGGGCCAAGAAUUGGCUCGUCGGCGCUGCGCUCAGCUGUCAGGCCAUACGUCUGCCCGUCAUGCCUCGUUCAAACAGCCGCGGCGCGAAAACAGCAGCAUCGUCAAUUGAGCAAUAGGAACACAACGAGCUCGCCGAGUACACACACAUCUCGCGCUCUGCAAUCGUCGCGAAGAAGAGCAUCGGAACUACGAGCUAGAACACGCCAACCGAAUACACCGCGCCAUUUCUCGCAUGCGACACCCAAGCUCCUCCCGAGUGGCAAAGCUGCAUUGGCUUCACGCUCUGCCAUCAACGCACCUUCUACCGUACCGACAGAGCUACGCGAUCUACACCAGCAACUUUCAUUACUAGAAGAAAAGGCGAGCUCAUACGUCGACCUCUCCAGACUAAAGCUCGCUCUGCGGAGUCUAGAAAGUGAGGACCCGAUUGUGAGGAUUGCUUUCGUUGGACUAGGCGAGAAAGGAUACCAGGCUGCACGGAAGCUGGUACGGAUACUAUGUGCAGAUGCACUGGGCGAAGAGGCGGAAUGGGAGCGGAAUCUUUUGCAGGCCAACAAAGAUGGGGGAAGCUUGCUAUUACGAUAUGGAGAGGACAAUGGACAGCUGGGAGCAAGAAGUGGAGCGGUGGAGGAGAUGCAGAUCCCCUCGCUGUUCUUGAAGAAGUGGAAUCUGGAAAUUCUGAUCAAUGGACUGAAUCCUGCUGCGACGACCGGUUCUGAAGAGAGUGGAUUGGAAGACAGCUUGCUUGUGCCGACCCUUACGAUACCCGGAGCUGGACGAGUCGGAUUUGUGCGAUUUCCCGUGCACAAGACUGUGGUGGUCGCCGAGGGUGUAAGCGGAGCAUUGGAGCUUGGUCGGCUACCUAGCUUUGGAGACGGAACGAUGGUGCACGCGGCCCUGAACCUGCCUUUACGACUCACUGCCGCAGUUGAAGACGCGAGCACCAUGGACAUCGAUCUCGCUGAUCACGCCUUGGCACUUUUCCGCGCCAGCAAUUCCAACGGAGCUCAGUUCAGCUCCGAAUGGCAGGCGAGCCGUGUAGGCAGCGUAUCGUCAUGGAUAGCGGCCGCAGCAGACCCUUCGAAGGGCACGAAUGGCGUAAAAUCAGCGGUGGGAGACUUGGUGUCCGGAGUUCUUGCUCGAACAACGGACAGCAUUUCAGCCGCCGAGUCAAUUGCACGUUCUUUGUCUACUUCUCUAACAGUCCCUGAGAUGAGGCGAGCCGACCUCCAACAAGCCAUUACAGCUUGGUCGGAGAAGUCUCAUCGGGAUUUACAAUAUAAUCUAGCCCAUGCUCUCCUUUCGCCGACCUGGAGACGGACGGUGUGGUGGCGACUGUUCUGGCGUAUCGACGAGGUAUCCAUAUCCGCAUCAGAUGUGAUGAUUCGUGGCUGGCUGGUCGAGGCAGAACAAAAUCUCGCGUGGCUGUCCGGCCGCUCUCAGCGGGUUCCUCCCGAGGAGAAGGCAGCUGAGACUUCAACAGGUUUGGGAGCAGCUGUACUGAAGCGACCACCCCCGGUCUUCAUCCCCAUCUCUGCGCAAGAUGGACGAAAUGCCAUCUUCGACCCGCCGUGGCCACAGACCAUACACCUUGCCCGCGAGCAGACGCUCUACCGCGCAGUCCCAGCUCUACAUCGUAAAGCACAGGUCCUCAUGCUCUCAUCGCUAUCGACAAUCGGUGGGUCAGGAGCUCUUGGCGCCUGGCUUUGGGUUGCAUCAGGCGGCACAAUGAUCUACGAGGCGGGUGCUGUAGCAGCUCUGGGUCUGGUGUGGGGUCUGAGACGACUGCAGGGCAAGUGGAGUCAGGAAAGGAAUGUGUUUGUGAAUACUGUUGUGGAGAAUGGUAGGACUGUUCUGGCUGAUGUCGAGGCGAGGCUGAGGCGAUUGGUCGAGACUGGUGGGCGGGUCAAUGUCAAAGAGGAUGAAACGAAAGAGUGGAAUGCCGCGAGGCAGGGCGUGAGAAGUGUUGAGCAGGCUAUGGCGAAGCUCGAGACACACAAGUGA
Zymoseptoria tritici IPO323 is the source of this 2016-nucleotide messenger RNA. RefSeq lists its product as uncharacterized. The transcript has 2 exons. Bases 1 to 2016 code for a protein of 671 amino acids. The record is from RefSeq and is a predicted model, not a curated record. Lineage: Eukaryota; Fungi; Ascomycota; Dothideomycetes; Mycosphaerellales; Mycosphaerellaceae.